AUGAGAGUCGUAGAUACUUCAUAUGAACUUGAAAGAUUAUAUAAAUAUAUAUAUAAAUUAUCAAAACACAGUCUAUAUAUAUAUAUAAAUAUUAUAAAUAUCAAUAGAGAAACAAAAGAUAGAGGAGAGAUGUUUAAAAGAAAAUCAAUGAGACUAUCACCUCAAGGGAAUUACAUAUCAUUGCCUAGAGGUGGAUAUGUCGUCAAGUCGGAUAGACUGGGGAACAUACAGUUUGGAGUGCCACCCGAGACAAUCAAAGAUUCGAUGGAACUCAAGAUUGACGUACCUACCAUAUACGUGUUUCCAGAGGAUCUGUGGGAUCGUCGAACAGGUAUCAAUGCCGCCGAGGCAGAGUUCCCAGCCUACUUUAACUUUUUCAUACUCAAGAGAAAGGUGGCAUUUGUGUGCACCAAAGAACAAGAACGUCGUAUCAGAGUUGUCUUUCAAGAGACUCUUUUAGGACCAUCAGAAUUUAAUCAAGGUUUAACUCCACCUAUUUCACUAGAUAAUUCAAAUAAUACAUCAACUUCAACGACAAAUAAUAGUAAUAAUAGUAGUCAUAGUGGACAUAAUAGAACUCAUUCAAGAACAGGAUCAACAACAACACAUAGUGGAGGAUCACCAUUACGUGGAUGUACGGCAGCACAUUUAUCGACCAAUGAAUUGGUUAGUAAGAAUCCAUCAGACUUUCUUCAAGAGUUUGCACCUAGCUAUCCCAUCGAAGAAAUACCCAAUCUAGAACUAGAAUGUAAAUAUUUAAGAACUUUCAACAGUGUAGACGAACUGUUUGACUUUGUAUUAUUCGAUGACAAUGGUGUAGCACAUCUACCCAAAGGUGUAGAAAUCCACUACCUUGAACAAGAGUCGGCAUUCAAGGUGAUCCAUCGUGCCACCGCCGAAGAACCACUCGAGGAGGAUCAAGUCGUCUCAUUCCUCCCAUCCAAGAUCAUGUUUCCAGACAUUGUAAAUCGAAUCUCUACCGAUCUAUUUGAUCCCCCAACAUUUGGUAUCACAAUCAUUGGAUCAAGUCAUGGUUUUGAUCCAAAAAAAUCAACUACCGGUUUUGUUUUAUGGGUAAACAAAAGAGGAAUAAUGAUUGAUCCACCAUUAAAUAGUAGUAAUUUUUUAUUAAGUCAAGGUGUACCAACUAGAAGAGUGGAUCAUAUUAUAUUAACGCAUUGUCAUGCUGAUCAUGACUCUGGUACAUUCCAAAAGUUGUUGGAAGAGUAUCAGAUCACUGUUGUAACAACACCAACCAUUUUGAACUCAUUUUUAAGAAAAUACAGCGCAUUGUCCAACCUCAGUGCCGAUGUAUUGCGUCGACUAUUUAUCUUUCGUCCAGUCAUGAUUGGUGAACCCAUGACCAUUGCUGGUGCAGAGUUUAAUUUCUUUUAUACUAUUCAUACAAUCCCUACUAUUUCAUUUGAAGUAUUUUAUGGUGGAAAGAGCGUAUAUUAUUCAGGUGAUACAUGUUUUGAUCCAAGUAGAAUUAAAGAAAUGCAUUCAAAAAAUAUAAUGAAUACGGCAAGAAUGAAUUUCUUUUUAAAACCUUGGAAUCAUACGAUUGUGUUGCACGAGGCUGGUGUACCACCCAUUCACACGCCAGUCACUUCGAUUCUGCAUAGAGAGCAACUCGAACAGGGACAACACCUCUGGAAACAAGGCGAUAUCGCCACCUUUGGCUGCUUGGUCGCCGAAGGUGCCCUCGAAAUCCUCGGACACGAUUCACUCGAACCUUUUGAAAAGGGUUCUUUUUUAGGAGACACUUCUGCAAUGUCUUCCAUACCUCCUCUUGAACAUAAAACUACUGUCAUUGCAAAAGAAAAUAGUGUAAUAUAUAAAGUAUUAGCAAAUGAUUUAUUUAGAUUUUUUGAACAUAAUCCAGGAUUGUAUUUGGCAUUUUUAGAUACCAUGUUUAUCGAUGCCAUCCGAGAUGAACAAGUUUAUGAAUCUAUAAAUAAUUUUACUUAUUAA
Molecule: messenger RNA, 1974 nt
Organism: Cavenderia fasciculata
Lineage: Eukaryota; Evosea; Eumycetozoa; Acytosteliales; Cavenderiaceae
Gene: pdeD
Product: cGMP-stimulated cGMP phosphodiesterase
Exons: 6
Coding region: 1-1974 (657 amino acids)
Cellular component (GO): nucleus
Molecular function (GO): 3'-tRNA processing endoribonuclease activity
Source: RefSeq, a predicted model, not a curated record